AUGCCUACCCACGGCCCUCCGGCCGUUCCCUCGCGAAACGCCCUUCGAACGCUUCGGAGGCUGGCCCUCGCCGGCUCAACUGUGGGAAGCUGCUGUACGGUUGCUGCUAUCACGUAUGAUGUCCAUCGGCGGGUUGGUGUUGCGGAACGCAUUGUCGAGAAUAAGAGGGCCCUCCAAUCCUCAGCCCCCAGAUAUGAUGCGACAUCGGCAGCUAGGAGGCUCUCUCGUAUGAUGGAAGCAGCAGAAGCAGGCGAAUUUAUGGGUCUUGAGGCCUGGAAGGAGGAGGAGAGAAAGUUCAGAAAAUCGCAAAUUCUCGGGUCGGGUUGUGCUCGCGAGGAAAAGUCGCCCGAUUUCUCAGUUGACAGUAUCAAGUCAGCAAACUCAUUUGACGACAAUACUACUACUACGAUGUCGAAUGCAGCUGGAACUUCCAGAGCGGACCUCGAACCGAAUCAAAGCUCAUUAAACCCGGGAAACAAAGCCAACUUUCCUCCUUCCCGGCCGCCUGAGCCGCCCCUAAAAUCUAUAAACAUCAGCCAAGAACCAGAAUUAAAGCCAUAUGUUGAGACGGUGGAGGGCGAUCUUGGAAAUUCCGCUAAGGAGCAAAAGACGCUUACUGAAAACAUGGAGGAGCUUUUUGAGCGUGGUGAUUACAUCAACGCCGCUCAAAUAUUCUUGGAUGCGCAUCCGGCCUCGCUCAAAGGCAUAUCAUCUGAGCGGAGGGAGCUUGCUACCCAAGCCUUCUUCUUAAACUGCCGACAGGAUAACGUUUUUAUCGCGAGAAGCGUCUUUGAGCGUUUGGAAGAAGUGGACCGAAUAUCACCGACGAUGUGGAGAAUCUUGAUUGUUACGCUGGCAAAGAAGGGCUGCAUAGAAUCAGCCGCGACUAUCUACAUGCGGUAUAGGGAAAAGUUCUCUAUCCCUGGGGUCUUGUUAGACGUUGUUCUUCGCUGCUUGGUUGAAUCACGUAGACUGACAAGCGCCAAAUGGGUUCUGCUGCGAAACCUAUCCAAGGACAGAGAUUGUGGACUAUGCGGCGCAUAUCUCAGCGGCCUGUGGAAAAAGACACGAAGCAUUGAGCUACUGAACGGCCAAUUCACAAAAUUGUUGAUGGUGCUGCGGCGUUUGGAUAAAGCGCCUACCGAAAAGCUCGUCAACCCGUUGCUCAAGGCCUAUGUGGAAUUUGGUCGAUUCUCGGAUGCUGAAGCUCUUGUACACCAGAUGACAACCACUUACCGUGUACCACUAACUUGUCGGAUGAAAGGUCUUCUGGUUUACGGCAAAGCUUUACAAUGUGAUUGGGCAGCCGUGGAUGAUGGUCUCCAGGAAAUGCAAAAUCUCGGUCUGACGAACAAGAAGCGAGAUUUCGUCUAUAUCUUUGACCGCAUAUUCCUGGAGUAUUGGCCAUCACAUACAUGCGUUGAGAUUCAGGACUUCCUUUACCGAUACAUUGAUAAGUUUGACAUCAAUGCUGAUCGGGUUUUCUUCCAACACAUAAUGGAGGCAAUCGUCGAAAAGGGCGAUGAAGCCAUGGUUUCUGAAUUUACAAGCAUGGCGCGCCAACGUGGGUGGAAAGUCAAGGUUGACGAGAAGGCAUUCAUCGAGCUGUUACGCAACCGUCGAUCAGCGCUCGAAGAUUCACCCGUUGGCUUCUGGCAGAUGCUGCGUGUUGCUCGAGAAGAAAAUAUGCGGGCCACUGCCUCGCAGCAGCUUCUGGGCCAGGACCGUCGAUCAUUUUUACCGGUGACCAACAAUUUGAACGCACAAUUUCCUGACGCAUGGUAUAAGCGCACGGUGGACGAAGUAACAAAACCUUCGAGACCCGUCGAUCAGUUCCAGAAAUUACACCAUCAAAUGAUUUAUUACAUGCACAUGGGGAAAAUGGCUGAAGCCUUGCAGUGUUUCCAGGGCGCGAGAUAUGCCGGAUUCCACUUCAAGCCGCUCGAGGUUGAACUUGCGGUGAUUGCUACGCUACUUGAGCACGGACCGAGCGCCGCGCAAACUUUGUUGGAAGGCCCAUGGACAAAGUCGCUGCCCAUCUUCUACCGACAGAUAAAAGAUUUGAACCCCUCAGCAGAGGACGAAGUCGUUAAGUUGGCUGUGUUCCGCUUCUACAAGAUCUGCUGGCUCACCAGAAGAAUGGUAAUAAAACAUAAUAUUACCGCCUCCACAAGCCGACGUUUGAUUGCAUCAAAUAAACCUGAGCUGGCAGUUGAUCUACUUGUGGCAGUGUAUACGUCAAAAUAUGGACGUUUGAAGGAGUUUGAUGCUGUUUGCAUUAAGAUGUUCCUCCGUGCGUUUACUGCGAUCAACAAUUAUGCGGGGAUGCGGUGGUGCAUUCUAACCGCUAUUUCCCGAGGUAGCGCUCUCAGCCGAGAUCUUGCCGUCGAGGUUGACAGAGUUUUGGGAAUCGUCCGCCGCGAGGAUACGAUGUCAGAGAAGCAGAUCCAAUUGCGUUAUCUGGAUUUCGCAGCCUCCGUCCUUCAUGGAAAGUGCAAUGGCGACCCCAAAUACUCAGAGCUAAGGGGCAAUGCUGAAUUAAAGAAAUCAUUCCGGCGAAGGCUGAAGGGAUAUGGAAACAAAUACGACAUGUGGCGUGGCCAGGCGAAGUUGUUCAAGCAGGCGAUCGAGGAGUGGGACGAAGAGUACGAGCUCGAGAAGGUGCUGCGCCGCAUCGACAACGACGAGUCCUCCAUUCUCUCUCAAUGGGACGAGGCUGCUUGCGUUGAACUGGAGAGCGCUCUGCGACCCGAAUAUGCGCAGCGCGCCUCCGUUGCUCUUGUCGAUCAUCCCUUCUGCGCCGAGUCUCUGAAUUUCUCUCCCGCCACCACGAUGGCCACAACCCUCGCCCACGGCCAUGUCACCGGUCAGGACCUCAAGUCCUCGGACGCUGCCGAGCACCGCAGACGAGUUCACCAUGACGCCGACGUCGUUAUAAUAGGAGCUGGAAUUUUGGGAUGUGCAUUGGCUGUGGCUUUGGGGGGCCAAGGCCGGAGUGUCCUCUUGCUUGAGCAGUCGCUCAAGGAGCCCGACCGCAUUGUCGGCGAACUCUUACAACCCGGAGGUGUCACGGCCCUGGAGCAACUGGGUCUGCGGGAAUGCCUGGAGGGAAUUGAGGGGAUUCCGACUGAAGGAUACUAUGUUACCUACGGGGGAAAACCUGUCAAAAUUCCGUACCCCAUUCAAAGUCCUGGGACUCCGCGACCAGAAGGCAAAUCAUUCCACCAUGGACGGUUCGUCAUGAAGCUACGCGAGGCCGCCAGGGCUUGCCCCAAUGUCACGAUUGUCGAGACCAAGGUUACGGACCUGGUCACUAGCUCGCAUACCAAGCAGGUUCUUGGGGUAGAGUGCGUGACCAAGGAGACCAAGGAUUGCUACUUCGGUCAAGUAACCGUCGUUGCGGACGGCUACGCCUCCAAGUUUCGGAAACAACACCAUCCUUAUACUCCCAAGGUCCGGUCGAAGUUCUGGGGACUGGAGCUCAUUGAUGCGGAACUGCCUCAACCACACUAUGGUCAUGUCCUUCUAAAUACUGAUAGCCCGCCCGUCCUCGUCUACCAGAUCGGAACACGCGAGACCAGAAUACUUUGCGACAUCCCCGAAAGCCUACCCUCGGCCUCUGUCAAGAAUGGAGGUGUCAAGGGUCAUCUCCGAAACGUUGUCCUGCCGUCUCUCCCUAAAUGCAUCCAGCCUUCGUUCGCCGCUGCGUUAGACAAGGGUCAACUGCGGUCCAUGCCAAAUUCAUUCUUGCCGAGUGCCACAAACAAAACGCCAGGAUUAAUAGUACUAGGAGAUGCUCUCAACAUGCGACAUCCGCUUACAGGAGGUGGUAUGACAGUAGCGCUAAACGACGUCGUCAUACUCCGUGAACUGCUGAGCCCGAUGAACGUCCCCAAGCUAAGCGACACCGCACUUGUCCUCAAACAACUUUCUGCUUUCCACUGGAGACGCAAGAUGGGCGCAUCAGUCAUCAACAUCCUAGCUCAAGCUCUAUACUCUCUUUUCGCUGCGGAUGACGACAACCUAAAAGCCCUACAGCGCGGAUGCUUCCAAUAUUUCGACAUGGGAAUGUACAACCAGCCCGCCAGCCUCCUUGGGGGGAUUCUCAAGAAACCACAAGUCCUCUUCGCCCACUUCUUCGCCGUCGCUUUCGUCUCCCUCUGGUUAAUCCUCCGCGACUCCCCGCUAUACAAGCUGCCCUUGGCAUUGAUCCGAUGCGUGACCGUCUUCUGGACAGCAUGCGUCGUCAUCUUCCCUUACAUGUUAAUAGAAGCCUUCUGCUAG
Aspergillus versicolor CBS 583.65 is the source of this 4284-nucleotide messenger RNA. RefSeq lists its product as uncharacterized. NCBI's taxonomy places the organism in Eukaryota, Fungi, Ascomycota, Eurotiomycetes, Eurotiales, Aspergillaceae. Gene Ontology annotation, cellular component: membrane; endoplasmic reticulum. Gene Ontology annotation, biological process: ergosterol biosynthetic process. The coding region runs from base 1 to 4284 and encodes 1427 amino acids. The record is from RefSeq and is a predicted model, not a curated record. Gene Ontology annotation, molecular function: squalene monooxygenase activity; protein binding; flavin adenine dinucleotide binding. The transcript has 3 exons.